AUGAUGAUACAGAAAUCCAAAAAAUCCAACUCUACUACCAAACUUAAAUAUCCCUGCUAUUUUUCUAAAUACAACUCAAUUCAAAUCCCAACCUACAAAGACCAAUAUCAGUUCGACAUGUUGGACCCUCGUAGAAAUGCAAAUUUUAAUGGUAGUGGUAACGACCAAUUAAAACCAAACAGCCUAAAAGUAACGAUAUCGCAGCAUGAUUUGACCAAAGUUGAUACUGAAUCUUACGAAAUGUCCCUGAAGUCCAUAGUAGUACAUCCGGAAUAUACUUGUAACAAAGCCAGAAAUGACAUUGCUAUUCUAGAGUUAGAAAAUGAGGUAUCUUGGACAGAAAGCGUAACUCCAGCCUGCCUACCAGUAGAUGAUUCUGAAAAGUCCUACUCGACAUUCCACAAUAACUUAGCUACUGUAGCUGGAUGGGGGUGGACCAACGAAGAAAGAGGAAAAGGAAAACGAGCCGUGGUACUACAAAAAGCCGACGUCAACGUAAUAGAAACUGAAAAAUGUAGGAGCUGGUACAAAUCUCAGGGGAAAAAAACCAAAAUCCAGGAAUCUCAGAUUUGUGCCGGACAUGAAAAUGGAGGAAUCGAUGCUUGUUGGGCUGACAGUGGUGGCCCAUUGAUGAUUGGUUCCGGAUCCAAAGACCAAAUGAUGGUGGUUGGAGUAGUAUCUACAGGGAUUGGAUGUGCCAGACCUCACUUGCCUGGAUUAUAUACUAGGGUUUCAACUUACAUUCCUUGGAUAAAAGAAGUUAUUGGGAAAUGA
Molecule: messenger RNA, 774 nt
Organism: Ceutorhynchus assimilis (cabbage seed weevil)
Lineage: Eukaryota; Metazoa; Arthropoda; Insecta; Coleoptera; Curculionidae
Source: the annotation of a GenBank genome assembly